UGAACCACAGCAGUUCGCUCCAUCGACAGUAUGGCGCUUACUAUCGUUAUCCUGGGGGCUGGAUGGACCGGAUUACCUCUGGCCCAUCGCCUCUUAAAAUACACUUCACCAAAAGCCUCCAUCAAAAUCAUCCUAGUAACACCUAGCUCACACUUCUUUUGGAACGUGGCCGCCACGCGAGGUGUCAUACCUGGGGAAAUACCAGAUGACCAGCUAUUUUAUCCUAUUGAAGCCCAGUUUCAGCAAUAUUCAACAGAUGUGUUUGAAUUGGUGCUUGGUUCAGCUCGCUCAAUUGAUGAUGCUGCAAACACCGUCCACAUCGAUCUCAACAACGGCGAGGCUCGCGACCUCCACUACGAUCAGCUAGUUAUUGCGACUGGGUCGCGAUUGAAGAGUAAUGUCCCGCUGAAAUUGGUUGGGGAUUACAAAGCGUCCAAACAAUUGUUCAAUACUCUCCAAGAAAAAGUCGGCAGAGCAAACGACAUUGUUAUUGCUGGCUCUGGGGCGACUGGCUGUGAGGUCGCUGGAGAGUUGGCAGCAAAAUAUGGCAAAGAAAAAAGGAUUACACUGAUAAUUUCCGGAAAAUCUCCUCUUGCUAACCAACCUGGGAUAAUUGACUCUGUCAAGACCACCAUCGUCAACGACUUGCGCAAGCUCAACGUCACCCUCAUCUUCAACAAGAGAGUCGAGGAAUCACAAGAUGCUGACACAAAGACGGUCGUGUCUUUAUCAGACGGCAGCCAAAUCACUACAGAUUUAUAUUUACCUCUUUUUGGUAUACAACUGAAUACCGAGUUCGUCCCUACAACGUUUCUGGACGACGCCAACAACAUCCGCCUUGACGAAACCCAUCAGGUGUCUGGCACCAAAAACAUAUGGGCUUUGGGAGACGUGGGAAAUCUGCAUUCCAAACAAAUCACCAGCACUGACGGCCAAAUAAUCUAUCUUGCCUCGGUACUGGAACAGGUGGCACUAGCAAAGACUGAGUUGUCACCCAAGCCAUACAAACCAUCCGAUAAGCCCAUGGUAUUUGUUGCCAUGGGUCGCAAGUACGCGACUGGUCAGAUAGGCGGGUGGCGACUCCCAGGAUGGGCAGUGUCGUAUCCAAAGGGUCGGAAAUUGUUUGUCGAUUCGGCUGCAGGCUACGUAGCAGGGAAGAAGCUGCGGCACGAAUCCAUGUGAGGGUUGGCUCAGAGCCUGGUCGGUCUUUGGGCCGUGCGUGCAUGCGUGCCGCUAGUUGAUGUGUCACUUUGUUCAAAUAAGGAGGGGGGCUCUUUGGUGUUCAAUGGCAAGGCUUGCAUAUCCGUAGACCAUGAUUGAAUGAGCGUGAUCUUCAGGUAUUAAUUAGAAGAAUGCAAUCACUUCAUUUAUAGUGCCC
Messenger RNA from [Torrubiella] hemipterigena, 1378 nucleotides. NCBI's taxonomy places the organism in Eukaryota, Fungi, Ascomycota, Sordariomycetes, Hypocreales, Clavicipitaceae. The record is from the annotation of a GenBank genome assembly.